Molecule: messenger RNA, 716 nt
Organism: Drosophila teissieri
Lineage: Eukaryota; Metazoa; Arthropoda; Insecta; Diptera; Drosophilidae
Gene: Nplp4
Product: neuropeptide-like 4
Exons: 2
Coding region: 363-557 (64 amino acids)
Source: RefSeq, a predicted model, not a curated record
CCAGUCGCAGACUGAAAUCACGUUCAAGGCCAGUCUAUAUCUAGGCGAUUCCAUCACCAGAGAUCGCCGCAGAAUAAGAAGUCAUUAGAAUGCGAAGGAAAUUUUUGUUUUGGCUUGACAAAAACUAACGCAGUACAAAUAGAAAACAAACCAAUAGUCGAAUGAUGUGAGCAAAACAGAAAUGGCCAUAAAUCGGAUAAGAGUCCAUAAGUGCGACAUCAUAAAUAAGUCAUGAGUGCGAAUUUUGUACGUCUCGCAGAGGACUAUAUAAGAGUGCUGGCAGGUGGGGAAGAGCAUCAAAUCACAAACUGCAUUCGCUACACAAGCACCUCAAGUCCUCAAGGAAAAUCAAAGCAAACAACAUGUUCAAGCUGCUGGUUGUCGUUUUCGCCGCCCUCUUCGCCGCUGCUCUGGCCGUUCCCGCUCCAGUUGCCCGUGCCAAUCCCGCCCCCAUCCCGAUUGCCAGCCCCGAGCCCGCCCCCCAGUACUACUAUGGAGCCAGCCCGUACGCCUACUCCGGAGGAUACUACGCUUCGCCCUACUCCUACUACGGCUAAGUGCCCCGGACAAUGCAUUGCAAUGCAAACCGACAAACGACUCGUGAUUAUGCAUCUGAAUACGGAUUACGGAUAUGCGCGUGCUGGCAAAUCAAAUUAGUCAUAAGUGCUUGAAAAACUCAAAAAAAAAAUUACAAAAGUUGAACAAAUAAAACGUUG